This is a messenger RNA of Exophiala oligosperma, 867 nucleotides long. RefSeq lists its product as uncharacterized. The record is from RefSeq and is a predicted model, not a curated record. Lineage: Eukaryota; Fungi; Ascomycota; Eurotiomycetes; Chaetothyriales; Herpotrichiellaceae. The coding region runs from base 159 to 749 and encodes 196 amino acids. The transcript is spliced from 2 exons. Gene Ontology annotation, cellular component: nucleolus. Gene Ontology annotation, biological process: ribosomal large subunit biogenesis.
CAAGACUUCACGACGAGAAACAACAACAAUUUGUCGGUGUUGCAAAUUGUGCGACAAGAUUCGACAUUCAGCAGCAGCCCUGAGUGGUGUUGCGUCUAUUUUCCCUUGUUAAUCACACUCCCCGUCACCGGCUGCCCGCGCAGUUGUAGUCAUCCACCAUGAGGAUCGAAACAUGCCAUCUGUGUUCUCGCCCAGUGUACCCCUCCAAGGGUAUCACUUUCGUCCGCAACGAUGCAAAAGUCUUUCGGUUUUGCCGCUCCAAGUGUCACAAGAACUUCAAGAUGAAGCGACAACCUCGUAAACUCAAGUGGACAAAGACCUCUCGCGCCCUCCGAGGCAAGGAGAUGAUCGUCGACCAAAACUUGCUGCUUUCGCAAUUCGCCAAGCGACGAAACGCCCCCGUCAAGUACGACCGCAACCUGGUGGCAGCGACCAUGAAGGCCAUGGAACGCAUCGAAGCGAUCAGAGCCCGAAGAGAGCGUGUGUACACCAGACGGAGACUCAGCGGAAAGGCACAACGCGAGGCGAGAAGACGGCAGGAUCUCAAAGUCGUCGCCGAAGGGGAGCACCUCAUCCGGAAGGAAUUGGCAGAUCUCGAGGCCGCGAGGGCGGAGACGGAUCCCAUGGUCGAGGAGGUCAAGGCCCAGAUGGAGACUUCAAGACUGGUCGGAGAGGAGAGACUCAGACAGAAACGGAAGAGGAAGAUGCUCGUCGGUGGCGGGACGGAAGAGGAGAUGGAUCUCGAUUAAGAUGUGGCUCGAUUGUGGUCAAAAGUUCAUUUCCACAAGUAUUACGUGUCUACGAUACCCGGCGUUUCUCUCAGGUUGCCCUUGAAUACGAAAAUAAAGAAGUGGUUCGUCAUUCUAA